Molecule: messenger RNA, 2109 nt
Organism: Rhodofomes roseus
Lineage: Eukaryota; Fungi; Basidiomycota; Agaricomycetes; Polyporales; Fomitopsidaceae
Product: Sodium:solute symporter family-domain-containing protein
Exons: 9
Coding region: 1-2109 (702 amino acids)
Biological process (GO): urea transmembrane transport
Cellular component (GO): plasma membrane
Molecular function (GO): urea transmembrane transporter activity
Source: RefSeq, a predicted model, not a curated record
AUGUCCUCCACAGAAGGCGCGCAAGUACUCUCGCAGGGCGUCGGCUAUGGCGUUGUGCUCGGGAUCGGCUUCGUCUUCGCCAUCCUCAUGAUGGGCCUGUCGACCCUCCAGAACAGGUACACGACGUUCAAGACCGGCACGUCCGAGGAGUUCAACACCGCAUCGCGCUCGGUCAAGCCCGGGCUCAUCGCGUCGGGCAUCGUCUCUGCGUGGACCUGGGCCGCCACGCUACUGCAGAGCUCGACGGUAACGUAUGAGUACGGGCUGUGCGGGGGCUACUACUACGCCGCGGGCGCGACGCUGCAGAUAUUUCUCAUGGCGGUCCUCGCCGUCCGCGUCAAGAUGAUCGCGCCGUACUGCCACACCUACCUCGAGAUCGUGCAGGCCCGCUACGGCAACACCCCGCAUUUCAUCUUUGUCACGUAUGGCCUCGUGACGAACCUCAUCGUGUCGAGCAUGCUGCUACUCGGAGGGAGCGCCGUUGUGAACGCGUUCACCGGCAUGAACAUCUACGCCGCGAACUUCCUCAUCCCGAUCGGUGUCAUGGUCUAUGUCAUCCUCGGUGGACUUCGCGCGACAUUCCUCUGUGACUACAGCCACACCUUAAUCCUUAUGAUUAUCAUAUUGUACUUCUAUUUCUAUACCUACACCGAGGCCGAGUUGAUCGGCGGCUUCGAAGGCAUGUAUCAGAAGUUACAGCAAGCUGCCAUCGAGAGGCCAGUUUCUGGUAACGCAGGGGGAUCUUACAUGACCUUGAAAUCGAACUACGGGCUCGUGUUCAUGAUUAUUCAAAUAUUCGGCGGUCUUGGUACGGUCAUGUUAGACCAAGGCUAUUGGCAGCGCGCAAUCGCGUCCAAAGCCAAGACAGCUGUUCGCGCUUACCUGCUGGGUGGCGUGGCAUGGUUCGCCGUGCCUCUGACAUUCUCUUCGGUUAUGGGUCUCGCAGCAGUCGCGCUGGCCAACAAUCCGGCCUUCCCGUACCAUGGAGGCCUAUCCUCUGGAGAGAUUGAUGCUGGACUCGCAGCACCAGCUGGCGUGGUCGCAUUGCUAGGGAAAGGUGGCGCGGUCGCAAUGUUGAUCCUACUAUUUAUGGCUGUGACGUCGGCGGCGUCGUCUGAAAUGAUUGCGACGUCUUCUAUCCUGACCUUCGAUCUGUACCAGAUCCAUUUCAAGCCAGACGCAUCCCCCGAGGCCCUCAUCCGUGUCUCACAUAUCAUGGUCGGCGUAUGGGCUAUCGUGAUGUCCUGCGUUGCUUGUCUCUGGAACGGCAUCGGCGUCUCGCUGAACUGGCUCUUCCUAUUUUCCGGAACACUUUAUACGUCCGCCGUCGGGCCCAUCGUCAUGAGCGUGCUCUGGCGCAAGCAGACGCGCUUGGCUGUAAUAUGCGGUGCACUGGGGGGCACGUGUAUCGGAGUGAUUUGCUGGCUGGUUGUAGCAAAGGUGUACUAUGGUGCGCUAACGGUAGAGACAACCGGAAACAUGUACCCUAACCUCGCUGGCAACAUGGGCUCGUGCUGCUCUGGCGCGCUCAUCUCCAUCAUCGUCACGCUCAUCAAGCCUGACAAUGACUUUGACUGGUCGGAGACGAAGAAGAUCAACCCGCGUGGCCGUGCAAUCGACGAGCAGCUCAAGCAAGGACUGAACCCGACUAAAGACGGCCUGUCGAAGGACAAUGCCAACAGCGACACUGCCACCGCAGCUGGUUCAGAGAAGGGAGAGAAGUCGGAUGCGAUGAUCAGAACCAACUCGGUAGACGAUGACAACGAGGACCAGAGCCUCACUGUCCCCGAAGAGAGACGCCCGGAAGACUACGAGACACUCAAGAAGUCUUUGCGAGCUGCGACUUGGGCGUCGAUCAUAAUGAGCUUCAUUAUCGUCUUCCUUAUCCCUAUUCCGAUGUUCCUCUCGCACUACGUGUUCUCUGUCGCAUUCUUCAAGGCGUGGGUGAUCAUUUGCGUCAUCUGGCUAUUUGUCGCCGCGUUCAUUACCUCUGUCCUGCCUCUUUAUGAGAGUAGACAGGCAAUGAUGGACAUCUCGCGCGGUGUCGUGCGGGACGCGUUCGGCGGUGGGCUGAGGAAGAAGGAGGUUGUGACAGACUCGAGUGCGUGA